This is a messenger RNA of Rhododendron vialii, 1355 nucleotides long. RefSeq lists its product as uncharacterized. Bases 596 to 1066 code for a protein of 156 amino acids. NCBI's taxonomy places the organism in Eukaryota, Viridiplantae, Streptophyta, Magnoliopsida, Ericales, Ericaceae. The transcript has a single exon. The record is from RefSeq and is a predicted model, not a curated record.
GAAACCCGCCGCUCAUCCACUCUCUCUCUCUAUAAAACCCCAACCACUUCCUCCUCCCCUCCUUUCCUGUCUCUCUCUCUCUCUCUCUCCUCUCUCACCUCUCCUCCUUCUCCUCUCUCUCUCUCUCUCUCCUACCUCCGCCUCUCACCGGCAGCGAAGCCAUCUAAUCAUCCUCUAUACGCCUCAGAUCCGCCUGUAUCUCAGAUUCCGGCCACCGUCCCUCUCGAUCCAUUCUCUCUCUCUCUCUCUUACAUUUUUUUAAUUUUUCUUUCAAACAUUAAAAAUGUUUCCUGUCAUUUUACCCUUUUACCCUCAACCCUCAGCGUUAUUCACAAGUUAAACCCAUUCCUUUCAACCCAUCCAACUGUUUCUACGUACUUUUUUUCUCUCUCGUACCAUAUGGAAAACUGAUUUGACGGUCUUGCCCCUACUCCCCCUCUUUGAACCUCCAUACGUUUCUGUUUUCUUUAAUCUUUUUCUCCUCUAUUCAAAUGAUUGACGGUUUUGCCCUUACUUUGUCUCCUUGAAACUCCAAAAAUAGAUUUGACGUUUCUAGCUGACGUGGCAAGUGCAAGAUCAGAAACGGACGGCCACGAUGAGCCACCACCACCCCCGGCGGAUCCUGACGCCGUCGGCGUCCAGAAAGCGAAAAGAGAUGGAGGCUCUCUACCCGAGGAAACCCCCGGCCCCACCUUUCGCGGCGGCUACAACCACGGCGCCGUUCAAGGCUCCGGCAGAGCCGGUGGCUGCUCCCUCCAAUCGGCUCCUGGCCGGCUACAUGGCCCACGAGUUCCUGACGAAAGGCACGCUGCUGGGCCAGAAAUGGGAUCCGGCUCGGGCCGAAGCCGUGCCGGUGUCGAACGGCUCGGGCGAGCCGAAGCGGCCGAAGCCGGCUGCGGAAGCCGAGCCGAGCCGGACGGGUAAGCCGAAGCAGCAGCAGCGAGAGAAGCACGACGAUGGUGACGACGCGACGUACGCUGAGGUGGCGAGGUUGUUGAAGGAGGAUGGGGCCCACGUGGCCGGGAUUGUUAACCCCACGCAGCUCGCCCGGUGGAUUCAGAUGUGACGUGGGGAGGGGAAAAAAGAAGAAGGUGGUGACAACGUGUCGGGCAUUGAUUGGAAGGCGUUGGGUGGUCCACCUGAGAUAAGCAUGGACCGACCUUAGCGCAUGAGUGUCUCCUCGUCCUUCACUGGUGGUGAGUCGGUCCAUACCGUAUAAACCACGAGCGCCUCUCUCUCUCUCUCUCUCUCUCUCUCUAAAAGUCUGUGUAUAAAAAUACCUGCUCACCCUCUGUAGCGCUUAAAGAGCAGAAUGUUGUUGGAAUCCGUCAAAUUCUCAUCUUGUUAAUACGUCU